AUGGUCAUAUCACGGUCUAAAGAUGACCUACAUCGUGCUGCCGCAAGUGAGGAUGGCGAAGGCGAUAUCGGGAACCUUCUCGGAGGUCGUGCCAUGGACACAAGCUAUCCUGUCAUCUACAAGGUUUGGAUAUGGCUUCGAUGCAGAGAACCGCACGGGGGAGACAUACCAGGGGCCUUGGGCAUUGUGCUGGACAGCGCACACUAUGGGCUAAAUGUCGAAGACCCUAAGUGCAGUGGAGAGAAGUCAAUCUACUACACAGUUGGGUCUUUGCUGCCUGCUGCCUCGCUUGGGAACAAGAUGAAAGAUCCGCAAAAGCGGAUGAAACGGAUAGGAUGCGAAACGUACGGAUUCGUCGGAUGGAGCGGAUGGCACUUGCAGAUCAGACAGGAUGCGAAUCAAAGUCUAAGGAAGUUCAUUAAAGGUUGGAUGGAUAGAAAAGUGGGAGGAAGUUACAUGAAUAUUUUCAAGGAACAUAGAGAUAUAGGUAGCAAGUCUAGACCGUGCCAUAAGCUAUCCGAAAAAUACUGGAGUGUGAGAGGAUAUGUCUGUGUUCAGACGGAUGCAGCAGAUGCGCGAGCUAUAGGUGGAGAUCCGAAGGUAUCCGCAUGUCGUCCGAAAAGCAGAUGGGUAUCGGAUGGAAUGGAUAGGUGUCGGAUGGACGUCGGAUGGAUGCCUGAUGCAUUGGAAAAGUGGUGGAUAUGA
Suillus paluster is the source of this 705-nucleotide messenger RNA. RefSeq lists its product as uncharacterized. The record is from RefSeq and is a predicted model, not a curated record. The transcript is spliced from 7 exons. NCBI's taxonomy places the organism in Eukaryota, Fungi, Basidiomycota, Agaricomycetes, Boletales, Suillaceae. The coding region runs from base 1 to 705 and encodes 234 amino acids.